CAGCGAACAAUAGCAGCAGAGCGAAGAGACAAUAACAUUCUGAAAUCCCACGAGCGCUACCAAGACUCACGGUCCCUAUAGAGUCCGAACGGGCGGAGUAACUGCACUUCCGGCAGGCCCCAAAUCUCGCUUAACUGAACUCUCAUGCUGUGACUGUUCGUAAUUCUUCGUCGGUGAUCAUCAAGCACGCGAGGUGUUUGACAGAAUUCCCCAAAGGAAAUCAAAGACGAGAGCUUGAGUUACGAUGCUGCCGCAGCGAGUGAAGAAGGCUGUUGCAGACAACCCCAAGAAGAUUGCUAAUUUGAUUGAUCUAGUGAACCUUCCUUCGACUCUGCGAGACUUUGUGGGUCAGUCUCAAAUUUCUCGCCUGGGAUGCUUCACGCGUGUCUGGUCCUACAUCAAAGCCAACAAUCUCCAGGAUUCCAACAACAAGAACGUGGUCAAUUGUGAUGAAAAGCUGAAAAGAAUCCUUCUUGGACGGUCUCAGGUUGAACUAGCUGAACUUCCUGCACUGAUCAAGCUGCAUUUUCCUAAAGAGCCAAAGUAAGUGCCUACUGAGACCCGGAUGCUUACUUUGUCUCUAUAAUCAAAACGAACGACGGCACUACUUAGACUCUAUAAGUAUGUUGUACUCGUGAUAGUAUGAAGCCAAUGUAAACGUAAGGUUUGGUUCUUAAUGUUCAUGAUGUUGGUUUGAAACUACUUGAAUGUCAUGUUGUUCAUCCUUUUUUAUACUGGUCCUGGACUUGUAGCAUCCAUUUCUGAAUGUCAACUUCGUUAAAAGUUCUGCAAAUGUAACUGCUUUCUGAUAAUGCUUACAUUUGAGAUGACGGUCUC
Linum tenue is the source of this 837-nucleotide messenger RNA. The record is from the annotation of a GenBank genome assembly. NCBI's taxonomy places the organism in Eukaryota, Viridiplantae, Streptophyta, Magnoliopsida, Malpighiales, Linaceae.